Iphiclides podalirius (scarce swallowtail) is the source of this 243-nucleotide messenger RNA. Lineage: Eukaryota; Metazoa; Arthropoda; Insecta; Lepidoptera; Papilionidae. The record is from the annotation of a GenBank genome assembly.
AUGCUGCCAUACCUAAUUGAGACAUUUAACACGAAAGGAUGUGAUUACGGGCGGAACAUAAAACUGCGCAUUAUUUCGGAGACCGGGCGACUUAAAAAUAGAGACGCUGGGGUGGUGCGGUGCGAUUCCCCGUUCGGUUAUGCCCGCACACGUCCCGACAUAAUGACGGCGCACGAACGGAUUUCACGCUCUCGAAUGGCGGUCAACGAGGCGAAAAUGAACAUUCUAGAAAAAGAAAACAAC